UCUCACUUCACCCUUGAGGCUACUGCCAGUUUCACAAACAACAACGAGAUUCCGAGAAUCUGAAUUGUUUUGCAUUUAACCCGCUGCAAAUCAAACUAAAUUGCCUUUUCUCAUUGUUUCUUUCUCUCUCCCACUCCUUAGUGUUUUGAAUGUGAAAAAUGAGUCGAACCAUCUCUGUUAUGAGCAGGAAAUGCAACUGCAGUAAAUUUCUCAACUGACAGGAAACAGCCUGCUGCGCUCCGAGUGAACCCCAGCCCGGUGAGGCCCUUGGUUUCCAGAACAUUGAGUUCCAUGAGUAGAGAAGCAGUGUUCAUCAAAUCCUCACUUCUCUAUUGUUUUUAAAAGAGUGUCAGUGAGCACCCUCGAUGCCAGAUUAUCCGGGCUGAGAAAAAGAGGGAUCAAAGAGAGAAGUGGAAAAUUAGGCAGGGGGCAAAGGAGGGGCUGUGGAGAACAGUGGAGUGGAGAAGGAUGGAUGGCGUUUCAUCGGAUCAGUCAGCCAGCGUGGAUGAGCUGGUGGAAGCCUGCAUCAAAGCCUUUGACAAUGAUGGCGUUCUGAAGGAGAAAUCACUCGUACGCAUGUUUCUCACCAUGCAUCCCUGGUACCUGUCCUCCACAGACCUGGCCAAAAAACUCUUCAACAUGUCUCAGGAAGCGGAUUGUUCUGCAAAUCGCCAGUCUCAGAUAUGUCACCUUGUCAAGUACUGGAUAUCUGAGUUCCCAGCUGAGUUUGACCUGAACCCCGAGCUGGCUGAGCAGAUCCGCGGUCUGAAGGAGCGACUCGAGCAGAAUGGAGAUGUGAGACGUAGUCUGCUCAUCGACGUAGACAGCAUCCCAUCAUACGAAUGGAGACGACAGCUGACCGAAACCGUCCAGAAGAAACGCAAGACUUCUCUUCUGUUCGAUCACCUGGAUGCUUCCACCCUGGCCGAACAUCUCACUUACAUGGAAUACAAAUCUUUCUGCAAAAUUAUUUUCCAGGACUACCACAGUUUUGUGAUGCACGGCUGCACGGUGGAUAAUCCCAUUCUGGAGCGUUUCAUUACCCUCUUUAACAGCGUUUCUCAGUGGAUCCAGAUCAUGGUUCUCAGUAAGCCUACAGCUCAGCAGAGAGCUACAGUCAUCGCUGACUUCAUCAAAGUGGCCCAGAAGCUACUGCAGCUGCAAAACUUUAACACGUUGAUGGCAGUAGUAGGUGGACUUAGCAACAGCUCCAUCUCUAGACUCAAGGACACACAGGCGCUCGUCUGCAGUGAGACACGGAAGGUGUUUGACGAAUUGGUGGAGCUGGUCACUUCAUCCGGAAACUACAGUCGCUACCGUCAGCGUUUUGCGGAAUGCUCCGGAUUCCAUUUUCCCAUUCUCGGGGUGCAUCUGAAGGACCUGAUUGCCGUCCACGUGGCGUUGCCUGAUUGGGUCGACCCAGAGAAAAGCAAGGUCAACCUCACCAAGACUCAUCAAUUGUACUCCAUACUGGAAGAGUUGGCGCUUAUUCAAAGCACUCCGCCCAGCAUAGAAGCCAGUCCAGACCUGCUAAAUCUACUGAUUGUGUCUUUGGACCAGUACCACUCAGAGGAUGAGAUUUAUCAGCUCUCUCUGCAAAGGGAGCCACGCAGCCCAAAACGACCAAGUUCCAGCUCAGCGUCGCAGUCUCCACUUAUAGAACAGUGGGCCUCUUCCGUCAAACCCAAAGCGGAUCCGGCCAUUAUUAGCAAACACAUUGAAAAAAUGGUGGAGUCGGUGUUUCAAAAUUUUGACACUGAUGGCGAUGGCUACAUUUCCCAAGGAGAGUUUGAGAUCAUCAGAAGCAAUUUUCCAUACCUCGGCAAGUUCGAUGAACUGGACCAAAACCAGGACUUUAAAAUUAGUCGAGAGGAGAUGAUUGAGUACUUCAGCAAAGCAACCUCCUUACAGAACUGCAAGAUGGGCUUUGUUCACACAUUUACACAGGCAAGCAGCGUCAAGCCUUCAUUUUGUCGGCACUGCUCUCGCUUGAUAUGGGGAUUUUACAAACAGCGAUACAAAUGCAAAGUGUGCGGGGUGAGCUGUCAUAAAGACUGUCAGAGUCGUUUGGCCAUUGAGUGCCGCAAGCGGACACAGAGCGUCAGCUGUGACAAUGCCGCUUCCUUUAAAGCCACACGCUCCCUCAGUUUUCCGCCUCCAACCAGCACCCAGACAAUUGAAGAGUGUCCUGUCAUCACGGAUGGCUCUCAGGAGAAAGAGGAUGAGGUUUUUGAUGUCCACCUUUGAUGAUUCAAGAAAGAAAAGAACAACACACACACUUCUUGGGCUUUUAUCAUUAAGGGUUUUUUUUCCCCGAGAGGAGAAAUCAAUCACCUGGCAUUAGUUAUGUGCUUUUUCUUUUGAUUUCCAUAGGAACAACCUGGAGCAAAUCCAUAAGCAACAGCAGCCAAGUGAGAAAACAGCAUUAUCCUCCACAGCCUUUGUGUUUGUGAUCAUUUGUUUGUCGUCUGAUGUGAUCUUUGCUUAAUCCAUACCUCCCAUUUUCUCCUAUAUGUGGUUCGAAACGUAAAUAUAUGUCGAUAUUACUUCUUUAACAAAUAAUUCUCAUCUAAAUCAAAAUGACUGCAAUGCACUAAAGAUGCACAGAUUUUUCAAUGUUAGAUUUACGUUUAUGCAUUUGGCAAGCAAAUACAUUAUCCUAUACAUUUUUUGUUUCUAAGUAUGUGCAAUCCCCUGUGAUCGAACCCACAACCAAGUUGUUAGCGCCAUGCUCUUACCACUGAGCUAAAGGGAAGAAGUAAGCACACAGGCUCUUUGUUUUAUUACAAAUUUUAAUUCAGUACAAUAAGUAUAUAUUGUAUUUAUAUAUAAUGCGUAACACAUCUGACACAAUCAUAAUAAUAUUUAACACUUCAAGCUAUUUAUUCAGCAUCCAAAAUGUACAGAAUCUCUGCAAUGGCAUAAUUUCGUUGAUCUAUUGAAUUUUUGAUAUUUUGAUUAUAAGAAGUCAAGGUGAAAUGAAUGACAUGUUGCAGACAGCAUUGUGCCUCGGUCAUCUUUAUCACGAAGUUCAACUUCCCACCAACCGAAGGCGCUGUUGUACUAAAUUGAAAAAAUCAUUCAAGCUCUAUUGCUGCCUCGAAUUCUUUGUCUCUUAUUUAUAUUAUUAUUCUGCGUAUAAAUUGUAUUCUCCUAGAAAUAUAUUAUUAACAAUCACCAUGUUUUUUUGUAUUUUUGGCAGAAAAAUUUGUAGCCGACAUAUAUGACAAUAAAUACAACCUUUCCCCCGGUGGAUGUUUUCCUCA
Molecule: messenger RNA, 3266 nt
Organism: Triplophysa dalaica
Lineage: Eukaryota; Metazoa; Chordata; Actinopteri; Cypriniformes; Nemacheilidae
Gene: rasgrp2
Product: RAS guanyl releasing protein 2 (calcium and DAG-regulated)
Exons: 16
Coding region: 469-2247 (592 amino acids)
Biological process (GO): Ras protein signal transduction; positive regulation of GTPase activity
Cellular component (GO): plasma membrane
Molecular function (GO): calcium ion binding; guanyl-nucleotide exchange factor activity
Source: RefSeq, a predicted model, not a curated record